Carassius gibelio (silver crucian carp) is the source of this 1728-nucleotide messenger RNA. RefSeq lists its product as uncharacterized. Lineage: Eukaryota; Metazoa; Chordata; Actinopteri; Cypriniformes; Cyprinidae. Gene Ontology annotation, molecular function: zinc ion binding. The record is from RefSeq and is a predicted model, not a curated record. The coding region runs from base 282 to 1325 and encodes 347 amino acids. The transcript has 13 exons.
GAAACUGAUGCUGAAAAGAAAGCGAAACUGGGUCAGCAGCGCAAGCCAUGGACUCUGGAGCACUUUAAAUUAUGUCCUAGCAGGGAAUUCGACGAUAACUUUAUUUGACAAAUGCGGUUUUUAGGUUUUUAAUAUGCUAUGGAUAUAUCCCAGGGUCUAGAACUAUAUGUGAAGGGUGAAGAUGAAUUUAAGCAAGAGGAGCUAUGAAGUUAUGACCCUAAAUAUGAUGACAGCUCUUAUGCUUUAGGGAAACACUUCAGAGAGGGAUAACAGCAAACAACAUGGCAACAGCCUCAGGUAAUCAAUUCGAGUGGCAGCUUUUUAAUGGACGUGAGUGGGUUUCGAUCUUGAAUGAUUUCGUCAUUGAGGCCCAUUACUGUCAGCCAGGGGCAAAUGGGAUCACCAUCAACCUCGACAUGGGGCCUGCCUAUAUUGACUUUGAUGAAAUGACAGUCGACAGUCUUGAUUACUUCAGUAUACGGCGUAAUACACUGCUGUCAUACAACCAGAAAGAAGUUAUGGGCUGGUAUUACAAAGAUAACCAUCGCUGGUGCGAAUAUGGAUCUCAAGGAUCGGAUGGGAGGUCAUCCUUGAUUAAAAGUGAUUUUAUAGAGCAGAAGUACAACAGCAACCCAAGGGGCUCAGUUCAGUUUGCUGUAGGAACCAUGUCGUACAAGGUGGACUUCAAUGCGAUGAGUCAAACCAAUCUGUCCACACACAUGUCGAGGAAAGUGAGACGGCGGCCAAAAUUCAAUGAAGUCGUAACAGACAGCAGUAUUCAAAACAGGUCACCAACUCUGGUAUCUCCCUCUGCGAACCCUACGAAUUCUUCUUCUCAACACAUCUGGGAGUUUAUGGGUGAUGAGGGUAUUUGGACCGAGUACCAGAAACCAGAAUGUUCAUUGGAUAGCGCGGAAAUCGAGAGGUUGUAUCAGCUCAACCCACAGUGCCAAGUUUCAUUCACUGCCAGACGAUUCUCUUACACUCUUUACUUCAGUGGAAUGUAUCAGUUGAACAAUAAAUAUGGGACAAAAAGAGCUGUCAGGAGAAUCGCCAGUGGAAUCCAGCAAACAAACAGUACAUUGCCUCCAGCUCACUGGCAGUUCAUGGACAUGGAUGGCCAAUGGAAGGAUUAUAAGAAAGGUGGUUCUCGGGGAUAUUGCAGCGUGUCAAGUCAAGAUAUUGAAGUGCAGUACCAGCAGGACUCCACUGGGACACUGAGAUUCAGAGCGGGCAGAUUCAACUACGAGCUAGACUUCUCAGACAUGACCCAGACCAACCUGUCUACUAACACCAGUAGAUCUGUACGCCGCAUUCAGCCAUAAGACCUCACCUGCCUCAUCUUUUAUGUUUACUUUAAUAUUUACUAGCUUUAUAUGAACAAUCUCAGGAUGGCGAGGCAUGGAGUGUCUGCUGGCCAUUAGCAAUAGCAAAAUGAUGUUCACUUGUCCAUGCUAACUUAUGUGCCUAUAUUGUUUUAUUAAUUGCCAUAAAAUAAUGGCUUCAUUGUGAUUAUGUACUUGAAACAAUUCUGUUUCUAUUAUUUUCUCUUUUUUUCUCAGUGCAUUAACUAUGAUUUGAAGAUCGCAUUUCCUAUCAUAUCUUAUGACAGCUUUCAACAUUCAUGUCUGUGCAAUGUUUAUUUUGUUUGUUUUUUUUAACUGCCAAUUAAUUUUAUGGGAGAAAAUGUAUAUUAUUAAAUCUAUAUAAAAUAUAGGGAAAACAAAA